UAAAACACAUCAGCAUGACCAUAACAUUUUCAUGUGAUCCUAAUUCAAAUAACAAUAAGUCUAUAAUUUAUUUUAAUAUUUCAGAGUCAUUAUUCUCCGUGUGAAUAACUGUCGGAAAGUUCAUGAAAACGCUUUUAUUUAGAGAAAGGGCUUUAAAUAAAUCAACCGAAUAGCGUAUUUUACUUUGAAAUCCACUGUCGUAAAAACUGUCGUGCAGCACCGUGACGACAACUAAUCCGCUUUACGGACGGGAUUUUUAAUCAUCAUGUAACCUGACGGCUGCCCUUGCAAAGAUGUGAAGAACAUGUGAGUCUAAAUUAGAAAUGAUGCCACCUGCGGAAGAUUGAGGAAAAAUAACUGACACAAAAUCAGUUAAAAGCAAAGAGGCGACAUGGCUUCUCGCAUUCUCAAGUAUGCAGUGCUUCUCCAGAAGUACCGGACUCCGCUGCUCAUCACUAGCUGUGGCGGGGUCUUUGCUGCUAACAUGUUCUAUCACGUGUUCCCUGAUAUGACCUACAGGCAGCUCUAUCAAGCCUGGUCCAAAGGAAAGCCAGUCAAGCUGUCUGAGAAGCUCCAGGAUGUUUUCCAACAGGUGUUGAAGGACUACGGUAUCAGCUCACCUGAGAAUUUCUCCCCUUUCGCCUCCUAUGGGUUCCAUCCUGUUGGUGCUGGGGUCCCUUGGCUUCCUGCCAGGGCACAAAUUGGCAUCCCGGCCAACUUCAACAGCACGUCUGAUGACUCGCAAGGGAUCACCAACCGCACCAUCUUCAUCAACGGCAAAGCAGUGGACUGGAGCAGCGACACCGGCUCUGCUCUACAGGAGGCGCUGGUGUUGUCCCACGAUGCACAGAAGUUCGCCAUAGCACGUGAAGUGGCCCGCUUGCAGUCCGGGGGCCCCGUCCUGAAUGCUGCAGUCGCCCCAGUCUGCCUGGGUGGGGUUUGGGUGUCUAGCGUGCUAAUGAAGCAGCUGUUUGGGCUUCAUUCUGGGCCUCUGAUACUCCGCGGUUGUGUGAACAUUCUGGCAUUGGGCCUAGGUGCCGUUUCAUUCUUCCUCGCCUCAGAUUCCGUUCGCAGCUGGAUUGACUACAGCUCGGACCGUCGCGCGGCGGGAGUGUCCAAGGUUUACGCCAAAGGAGGGGUGGAGUUUUACGAUAAGAUUCUGUCCAGAAACAAGACACUGCGCUCCCUGAUGGGGCAGAAGGGAGUGGAGAUGUACGCUCCUAGUGGGAACUUGUUUCCUGCCAACCUCCUACAGCUCAAACACACGCCGUACACAGCCAGGAGGAAAGGGAUCCUCCAACUGCUGGCAGAAGAAAAUGCUUGAAAAUAAACAGGAGGUGGGAACGGAUGUCACCUGAAGCUGUAAUGAUGAAUGAAGUUGUGCUUCCUGUUCCUGAGCUGAUUUAAAAAGCAAAAAACCCUGGCCAAUAGGUUUUUUAAUUUAUUUUAGAUUGAAAUACUCCAUCCGCCAUGUGCUAAUUGUUAUUUGAUAGUAAGUUUAUGAAUCCUGAAGUGUUGAACAAUACAAAUAACAACACAUUCUUGUAGCGUCUGGAGGUGUCGACUCUUUAAUGGCAAAACUAUGAAACAAAAUACAAGAUUUAAAUGGUUUCCCACUGUAUAAAUAAACAUUUUUGAACCCUA
Messenger RNA from Eleginops maclovinus (Patagonian blennie), 1644 nucleotides. RefSeq names its product transmembrane protein 177 (gene tmem177). Bases 392 to 1324 code for a protein of 310 amino acids. The transcript has 3 exons. The record is from RefSeq and is a predicted model, not a curated record. Gene Ontology annotation, cellular component: membrane. Lineage: Eukaryota; Metazoa; Chordata; Actinopteri; Perciformes; Eleginopidae.